ACGCCGCUUCUCUUUAUUGUGCUUGGCGUCAUAACUGAACUUAUUCCUAUUUGUUUACGUUUUCAUAAUUUUUCAAACGUAACCAGUUUUUUGGAGUGAUUUUUUAAUCAGAAAUUGAGUGAAAAAUCGGUGAAAUUGCCCUACUUCGUUGUAAGAAGAUAAUGAACUCAUUGUUUACUAAUUAAACGAGUUUCUUUUACAUAAUGGUACUUACAAAAAGAGCAAACGCCAAACUGGCUGCAGAGAAGCCAUCUAAAGAUGCUCCAAAGAAAGCUGAACCAGAAAGGAAGUCUUCUCCGGCAAGGACUAAGUCCCCGGCGAGAAAGCCAUCGCCUGCAAGGACUAGAAGUCCAGGCAGACCUAAAACUCCUGAAGGAGGUAGGGCACGCAGUCCAGGAAGGCCUAAGAAAAAUGCGACAGAGGUAAAAGAUCGAUCUCCAUCUCGUAGAAAAAGUGAAUUGCCUGUGGCCAAGCCUGUGCAGAGGUCAGGAAAAGUUACUCCAACCAGAAGAAGCCCAAUUAAGAGGACAGUACCUAAGUUGGAUUUAUCCGAUGAUGAAAAUAAAGAUGAUGUUCCACUAAUUGUUAGAAAACCAAGGGUGUUUGAAAUUGAAACAACGUUGGAGUCUGAUGAUGAUCGUGGAAGGAGAAGUUUGUCUAGAUCAAAACCGAAAAAUGAUUUGGUGAAUAAAUUACAGGAUAAUCUUAAACGAGAAAUAUCAGUUGAAUCAUCAACCUCAUCAAUUCUAAAAAGAGUAACCAGAUCUCAAAACCGUGAAGUUGACCGGAUCAUACAUUUAAAGAACUUUGAAAAUUUUGCUAACAAAAUGUCAGAAUUUUCUGACGAGGAAGAAAAACCCAAACAACAAACUCAGCGUGCUGCCAGUAAGAUCAAUUUUAAUUUCCUCGGCAUUCUGGGAGUCCUUUCGCUCAUAAUAUCCAUACCUACUUUCGUAUUUUUGCUUCUAACACAGUGUUCUAAAGAUUCUUGUACUUUAAAAUCAUCAUUCUCGAGCUUCAAGUCAAUCCCCUUGGUAUUUUUGAACUUCUUGCCAUCAUUUUUAGGUUAUAGCUCUUACUUUGCAUUACUAAUUCUACUUUCUAUUCUACCGUGGGGAAGAAAAGUUUCCAACCUACCCGACAAACAGGAAAAACGAAAUUACAGAAUGAAUGGCUUGCUCAGUGCAGCUCUGUUAAUUUCUCUGACACUAAUUCUGGAAACUCAGCAAAUUUCUGCCAUCAAAUUUGUCCUAAAUAAUUACAUUUACUUGUAUCUUUCUGCUUUGGUUGUUGGAAUUUCUCUAAGCAUUCUGGCUUAUGUACGAAGCUUCUACGUAUCUGUCAGUGCUUUGAAUCCAAACAUUGUGAACAAGGGAAGGAUUUACAAUUUUUUUGUGGGUAGGGAGCUGCAUCCAAGGAUUUGGGGACUUGAUUGGAAGCUGUUUGUAAUCCGGAGUGCAGUGCUGACCAAGCUGCUGAUCGACUUGGCUCUUGUGUACAAUAAACUUCACGUCCAUCUUAACAUAUCAGAAAAAGCAUUCAAUAUCAAUCUAAAUCAUCUGACUCCUACAAACAUAGUUUUCUUAGCCCUGGCUACUAUAUUUACUUUUGACUGGCUUAUUUUUGAAUAUACGAGGAUCACAUCAAAAGAAGUUCAACAAGAAGCUUUUGGUUACUAUAUGGCAGUAACCUACCUGACUUUGCCUUUCAUUAAUUCUUUCGUGACAAAAUACGUAUUGGAUCAUAAUAUUAAAUUGUCUUAUUGGGAAUUGGGACUGGUUACGGCCCUGUUUCUUCUGGGAUACAUCAUCUAUCGAGGCAGUAACAACCAGAAAGACGCUUUCAGGAAGAAUCCAUACAGUCCUUCAUUUUCGAAUUUGGAGACUCUACCGACCACCCAAGGCAAAAAACUGCUCUGUUCUGGUUUUUGGGGUCUUGUGAGGCAUCCAAACUACCUGGGACACAUCCUUAUCGAGCUAUCAGUAAUUCCUUUCAUUUUGAAUACCCCAUUGCUUAUUUUCGUCUUUAUAAAAGUCCUGUUUUUGAUCUACCGAACCCUGAGAGACAGCAGACAUUGCAAACAGAGAUAUGGUACAGCUUGGGAUAGGUACUGUAAUAAGGUUAGGUACCAUCUCAUACCUAAAAUUUUCUAGACAAUAUUUAUCAAAAAAAAAUCGUUAUCCGUAUAAAACGAAAGGAUUUUAAAGAAAUUGAGAUAACGAAUUUGUUAGAGAAUAACAUAUGAUCGAAAAAACGGCGUCAUAUUGGCUUUUGAAUGAUUGUUUUGAAACCGAGUUUGUGUCUGUAAACUUUUUACUUUUUCCUAAAUUAAAUAUCAAUUUCAGACAUGUUUUUGAACAGUUUCUAAUAAAUGACAUAGAGGGGUCUGCCUGUCAGAAAUUAUUGAUUAUUUUUCUAGGGCUACUAUGACGCCGUUUUCUUUUUCGAUUACGAUAUUUUUAGGAGAUAUUUGAGAAAUAAUUUGUGUAUGUUGAUGUACAGUAUUUUGGAUAUUUUCAUUUUUCAAAAUUUUUGAUCUUGUUUUAUAAACAAGAAUUUAAAAAAAAAAUAUUAAUUCUAUUUAAUAUUAGGAAAUGUGCCGUAAUUUAGAAAAAAAGAUUAAUAUACAGGGUGAUUCCUAAGUGAGAUAUUUCCUCAAACCAUUUUAAGAAAAUAAUGAUUAUAGAAAUAUACUGUGUGUGUCAAAAAGUUCACAACAAAUGGGGAAAAUGUAUCAUUCGGUUUUAGAAGAAAUUUAAGCACCUGGGCAUGUUCUUUAAUGAAAAUAUAAUUUUGACAUAUGUAACUGUCAUGACGUCAAUUUACAAAAAUCUUAAAUCUCCAAAAAAUGAGGUUGGAUGAUAAAAUAUCGAAAAUUGAUAUUUGUUGGUUGAAAAAUGAUUGAGAAAUUAUCCCAUAUUUUGCCUUACUUAUGAAAUACCCUGUAUGUUGAAGUCGUUUUGAUAUGGGAUAUACAGUACCUAUAUAUAAAUCUGGUAAAGUUCAAAUAAUAUUUUUUAUUAAUUUAGUACAUUUCAUUUUUAUUCGUUUUCAUAAUAUGUUUUUUUCAUAUUUUUAACUAACAUACAGUGUGACACAUAAAUAAGUUUGGGAAAAUUAAAAUAAGGUUUUUUAUGAAUUGCUAUAUAUUUUUUAUGUAGAUUUGUCACUAAAAAAUGUAUAUAAAAUUUUGAUAGAAUUUUACACAGUCUCAUAGAGUUUCUUUAGGACUUACAACCGGAAAAAAUGGCGUUUUAGUGGAAUGGCAAUAACGCCUAUAUUGACAAAUUUAAUAAAAUUGGCAUAAAAGCUUGUUAAAAAUCGAUAUCCAUAUCUAGUUUUUAUUCAUAUGUAAAUCUAUUUAAAUAUUAAUUUUUGAGAAAUUGGUAUGUGGUUAAUUAAUAAAUUAUAUAUGGGUCUGGAUUUUAACGUGUAAGACAGUGAUGUUGACAGAUUAAUGGGAAAUCAAAUGUAUUAAAAAGCGUUAAAAGUUGGGUUGAUACAUUUCUUCUAUGCGGUAUUGCCGGAUUUUGCACCAAAACUUCAAAUCGCAUAAGUAGGCGUUUAUGAAACAUGUUGCAUCUAGGGUUGGAACUUUAUUGUUCACAAUUAGUUACUCAUUUUACUACAGCUGUAAUAAAUUAUAUUUAGCUUAGAUAUAUUAGUAUACAUGAAAGUUUUUAAAAUAGUUUAUUUUUUUCUAUUUUUUUACAAACACAUUUUUCUACAAACGUAAAAACCGGCAACACUGUAUGCCGCUUUUUAUUUCCUCUCUCUAUCUGUCAACCGAUUAUUUAUCUGUCAACCGAUUAUUAUCUGUCGCAUCUCUGUCGCAUGCAUUAAAAUACAGACCACGCAGAUGAAGUGACCAUGGACUAGUACAGUUCAGCUAUGACGCCAUAUUUUUCGAUUGUUUAUACAUGGUGUGGAAACACUUUUAAUCAAGUGACAAAAAAUUACAUGGAAGGAAAGCAAUAUAUACUUAGAAUAAUAAAAACAACAGAAAAAUAUUUUAUUCAAUUUCAGUGUAAAGCAAUAUUUUUAUACUUGACUCAAAAAUUAAUCAAUUUAAUUCAUUUUAGAAUUUCUUCUGAUGUUUAAGUAUAUUUAAUCUUUUUCUUUGCUCUUCUGUUGAUUGAGUCAUAUUUUAUUUAAUAUAGAAUAGGAUAUUUUUUGUACCUUAUUGGUAGAUCUCUCUGGACUUUUUUUAUAUUUUUGAUAGUCUCCUUUAUAACUUCAUUUAUAUUUUUGCUCAUAUACAUAUUAUGUGCAAUUUGUAUCCAUAAUUUUUUUCUUUUUUUAUAAUUUGGAACUUUAAUUUGAAUUGCACUUUAUAUAUUUUUUUCUGUAGCUUUAUAUAGAUAUAUAGCAGAUAUUUUCAUAUUUUAAAUAUGUAUGUACAAUUGAACAAAAUAAAAGUACAAUCUUUUUUAUAUUAAGGGAGUAAGCAAUUUUUUUAUUCUUUAUUUUAUAAAUAAAUUUAAUUAAUAUAAAUAGUUUCUGGAAAAACUGUUUAAAAAAUUGACAUUUGACAACUUUUAGGAUAAUAUAAUAAUUGCUUAGUCUUCUAAUAUAAAUUUAGAAUUUGUCAAUUGACUUGAUACAACAAUAUUUAUGUUAAAAUUAUUAUUUUAUGUAAAAUAUGCAGGUUAAUUACUUUCAAGAAUUGUGUGUAAUAAAAAUUAAGAUAAUUUUUAAUAGAUUUCAAGUCAGUUGUCAAUAUUCAUAUAGAUGUAGAUGUAUAUGCUAUAAGAGGAGUCCAUUUUGGAAUAAAGUAAUUUUGAAAUAAAA
Sitophilus oryzae (rice weevil) is the source of this 4791-nucleotide messenger RNA. It is a transcript of the gene LBR, whose product is annotated as delta(14)-sterol reductase TM7SF2. Gene Ontology annotation, biological process: sterol biosynthetic process. The coding region runs from base 204 to 2153 and encodes 649 amino acids. Gene Ontology annotation, cellular component: endoplasmic reticulum membrane; nuclear inner membrane. NCBI's taxonomy places the organism in Eukaryota, Metazoa, Arthropoda, Insecta, Coleoptera, Curculionidae. The transcript has 7 exons. Gene Ontology annotation, molecular function: oxidoreductase activity, acting on the CH-CH group of donors, NAD or NADP as acceptor. The record is from RefSeq and is a predicted model, not a curated record.